CGAGGAGCUGCGCUCACCGCAGGGGCGGGCCCCCGCCUGUGUUCGCGGCGCCAGCAGAAGACUGAUCUUUGAAAAUAUGUAUUUGGGAGAUAGUCACGUCCUGUUGAAUACCUUGUGCUGGUGCUGCCAUCGAAAAAUCUGGUUACACUCUGGGGAGGCCUGCUACCACUGCAGGACUGAGCCACCUCGGCAGUGAGAUGAGGGUCCAUCCUGAGCGGGGACACCAUGAAUAGGUACACAACGAUCAAGCAGCUCGGGGAUGGGACCUAUGGUUCCGUCCUGCUGGGAAGGAGCAUUGAGUCCGGGGAACUGAUCGCUAUUAAAAAAAUGAAAAGAAAGUUUUAUUCCUGGGAGGAAUGCAUGAAUCUCCGGGAGGUUAAGUCUUUAAAGAAGCUCAACCAUGCCAAUGUAGUCAAAUUAAAAGAAGUUAUCAGGGAAAAUGAUCAUCUAUAUUUUAUCUUUGAGUACAUGAAGGAAAAUCUUUACCAGCUCAUUAAAGAAAGAAAUAAGUUGUUUCCUGAGUCUGCUAUAAGGAAUAUCAUGUAUCAGAUAUUACAAGGACUUGCAUUUAUCCACAAGCAUGGCUUCUUCCAUCGGGACUUAAAGCCUGAGAACCUCCUCUGCAUGGGACCAGACCUUGUGAAAAUUGCAGACUUUGGAUUGGCCCGAGAAAUCCGAUCAAGACCGCCAUACACAGACUAUGUAUCUACCAGAUGGUACAGGGCUCCAGAAGUACUCCUGAGGUCUACCAACUACAGCUCCCCCAUUGACGUCUGGGCCGUGGGCUGCAUCAUGGCAGAAGUUUAUACCCUCAGGCCGCUCUUUCCUGGGGCCAGUGAGAUUGACACGAUAUUCAAAAUUUGCCAAGUGUUGGGGACACCAAAAAAGACUGACUGGCCUGAAGGCUAUCAACUAUCAAAUGCUAUGAACUUCCGCUGGCCCCAGUGCGUACCCAAUAACUUAAAGACCUUGAUUCCCAAUGCCAGCAGCGAAGCAAUUCAGCUCCUGAGAGACAUGCUGCAGUGGGACCCCAAGAAACGACCAACAGCUAGUCAGGCACUUCGAUACCCUUACUUCCAGGUUGGACACCCACUGGGCAGCACUACACAGAAUCUUCAGGAUUCAGGGAAAACACAAAAAGACAUCCUGGAAAAGGCAGGCCCACCUCCUCAUAUUAAGCCAGCCCCUCCUACCCAGCCCCCAACUAAGCCCCACACACGGAUUUCUUCACGACAGCAUCAAGCCACCCAGCCCCCUCAGCAUCUCAUGUGCCCCUACAAAGCAGAGGCCUCCAGGACAGAUCACCUGAGCCAGCUCCAGGAGGACAAGUCCAGCUCCUUGCUUUUCCCAUCUGUCCACAGCAAGAAUCCCCAGACGAAGACCCUCACUACCCUGGAGCACAAAAACGGUGACAUGAAGCCAAAGAGCAGGAGAAGGUGGGGUCUCAUUUCCAGGUCCUCAAAGGAUUCCGAAGAGUGGGCUGACUUGGAGGACUUCGAUUUCAGUCCGUCCCUCACCAGGAUUGACCUGAAAAACAAGAAGAGGCAGAGCGAUGAUGCUCUCUGCAGAUUUGAGAGUGUUUUGGACCUGAAGCCCUGUGAGCCCGUGGGCACAGGAAGCAGCGCGCCCACCCAGCCUUCACACCCCAGGCGGGACACGCCCACCCUGAGAUCCACCGCCAAGCAGCACUACUUGAAGCAUUCUCGAUACUUGCCUGGAAUAAAUAUAAGAAAUGGAAUACUCUCAAAUCCAGGCAAGGACUUUAUACCACCUAAUCCGUGGUCUAGUUCUGGUUUGUCUGGAAAAUCUUCAGGGACAGUGUCAGUAAUCAGCAAAAUAAAUUCAGUUGGUUCCGGCUCUACAAGUUCUAGUGGACUGACUGGAAACUAUAUCCCUUCCUUCCUAAAAAAAGAAAUUGGUUCUGCUGUGCAGAGAGUACACCUGGCACCUAUUCCAAAUCCUUCCCCUGGUUAUUCUUCUCUGAAGGCCAUGAGACCUCAUCCUGGGCGACCUUUCUUCCACACGCAGCCUAGAAGCACUCCUGGGUUGAUACCACGGCCUCCAGCCGCUCAGCCAGUGCAUGGCCGGACAGACUGGGCUUCCAAGUACGCAUCUCGACGAUGACCAACUGGGCAGUGAUGCCCUUCACCCGGAGAAGCAGGACACUUUCUCUUAGCCCACUGGUGUUUUACCUGCAAGAAAUGUGCAGAGGGUAUAAAAGCAAAUCAACACUUCAUAGUUAUUCUUCUGAACUAAGACAUUUCAAUAUUCUUUUUUGAAGUUUUUUUUUUUUAAUAUUGAUUUGAAUGCAAUACCUUUUUUUGUAUAAAAUUAUUUUAUUCUAAAA
Nycticebus coucang (slow loris) is the source of this 2347-nucleotide messenger RNA. It is a transcript of the gene CILK1, whose product is annotated as ciliogenesis associated kinase 1. Gene Ontology annotation, biological process: intraciliary transport; protein phosphorylation; intracellular signal transduction. The record is from RefSeq and is a predicted model, not a curated record. Gene Ontology annotation, cellular component: nucleus; cilium; cytoplasm. Bases 226 to 2124 code for a protein of 632 amino acids. Lineage: Eukaryota; Metazoa; Chordata; Mammalia; Primates; Lorisidae. The transcript is spliced from 14 exons. Gene Ontology annotation, molecular function: protein serine/threonine kinase activity; ATP binding.